Molecule: messenger RNA, 2639 nt
Organism: Musa acuminata subsp. malaccensis (wild Malaysian banana)
Lineage: Eukaryota; Viridiplantae; Streptophyta; Magnoliopsida; Zingiberales; Musaceae
Product: pentatricopeptide repeat-containing protein CRR2, chloroplastic
Biological process (GO): RNA modification
Cellular component (GO): intracellular membrane-bounded organelle
Molecular function (GO): protein binding; zinc ion binding; RNA binding
Source: RefSeq, a predicted model, not a curated record
CCCAACCUUGCACUGCGGUAUCCGCAGCUCGCCUGCUCCGAUGUUGGCUUCCCACGCUCUCCUCCAACAGCUCUCUCUCCCUCCCCGCCCUCGCCCUUUCCAAUUCUCCUCCUCCUACUCCCCCCCGCUGCUCUCUCUCAGAGCUCUCUCCUGCUUCAAACCCCUCGCCCGCCCCUUCACCGCCAGCGCCGGCGCCGGCAGCGACUACAACCGGCUAAUCCAGUCGCUGUGCACGCAGGGGCACCUCGCCCAGGCCAUGCAGCUCCUCCCCCACGAGCGCAAUCCCUCCCAGCGCACCUACGAGGCCCUCAUCCUCGCCUGCGGCCGCCACAACGCCCCCUCCCACGCCGCCGCCGUCCACCGCCACCUCAUCGACCAUGGCCUCGACCAGGACCCCUUCCUCUCCACCAAGCUCAUCGAUAUGUACUCCCAUCUCGACCGCCUCAACAACGCCCGCUACGUGUUCGACCGAACGCGGGAGAAGACCAUCUUCGUGUGGAACGCCUUCCUGAAGGCCCUCGCGCUAGCCAACCAGGCCGAGGAGGCCGUCUCCCUCUUCCGCGAGAUGGGCGUGCCCAUGGACAGCUUCACCUACUCCUACGUGCUCAAGGCUUGCAUCGCCUCCUCCUCUCACCCAUCUGCGGCUCCCCACAGAGUCAAACAGAUCCACGCCCACGUCUGUCGCCAUGGGUUCGCGUCCCGGGUCUAUGUGGUCACCACUCUCAUCGAUUGCUACGCGAAGCUCGGUUCUGUCACGUACUCCGAACGAGUCUUCAACGGGAUGAUCGAGCGGAAUGUGGUGUCGUGGAGUGCCAUGAUUUCUUGCUAUGCAAAGAAUGAGAGGCCCUUCGAUGCGCUGGAACUCUUCAAAGAGAUGAUGGUGACGGAACCUGAGACUGUUCCCAAUGCUGUCACGAUGGUGAAUGCUCUUCAAGCUUGUGCUGGUUUGGCUGCAUUGGGACAAGGAAAGGUUUUUCAUGCUUACAUUCUUAGGAAUGCGCUUGACACUGUUUUGUCUGUCGUAAAUGCUUUAAUUGCCAUGUACUCAAAAUGCGGAAGUUUUGAGAUGGCUCGCCGAACUUUUGACAGGAUGAGUGAUCGCAGGGAUGUUGUGACAUGGAACUCUAUAAUAUCAGCUUAUGGUAUUCAUGGAUUUGGUGAGAAGGCAAUCCAAGUUUUUCAUGAUAUGAUCAGUGCUGGAGUAUCACCAAGCCCCAUUACAUUUGUGAGUGUCCUGGGGGCUUGCAGUCAUGCUGGACUCAUCGAUGAGGGGAAGAGCUUCUUCGAGUCAAUGUCCCGGGAACAUGGCAUCUUGCCUCGCUCUGAACACUAUGCUUGCAUGGUUGAUCUACUUGGUCGUGCAGGACAACUAGAUGAAGCAGUAAAGAUAAUAGAAGGAAUGCGAAUUGAGCCAGGUCCCACAGUCUGGGGUUCUCUACUGGGAGCGUGUCGGGUCCACUGCAAUGUGGAGCUUGCAGAGAGAGCAUGUGUCCGUCUUUUCGAACUUGAACCAGUAAAUGCAGGGAAUUAUGUGCUCCUAGCAGAUAUAUAUGCAGAAGCCAAGAUGUGGGAAGAGGUGACCAGAGUAAAGAAGCUUUUAGAAACCAAGGAACUGCAGAAGGUGCCUGGUUGCAGCUGGAUUGAGGUGAAGAAGAAGAUGUACUCAUUUGUAUCUGUCGAUGAAAUGAACCCACAGAUUGAGCAGCUACAUGCUUUGCUUGUUCAGCUGGUGAAUGAGAUGAAGAACAAUGGGUAUGUUCCAAACACCAAAAUUGUCCUCUAUGAUCUUGAACUGGCAGAAAAAGAGAGGAUCUUACUGGGACACAGUGAAAAAUUGGCUGUUGCAUUUGGGCUCAUAAACAGUGGCAAUGGUGAGGUAAUUAGGAUCACAAAGAACCUUAGAUUGUGUGAGGACUGUCAUAGUGUCACAAAGUUUAUCUCAAAGUUUUCAAAGAGAGAGAUUCUCGUUAGAGAUGUGAAUCGGUUCCAUCAUUUCAAGGAUGGUGUCUGCUCAUGUUCAGAUUAUUGGUAAUAUGAGUUGGUGAAUAUCUAAGUAGAAAAUUCACAAGCGUGCCAAAGUAAUUCACAGUACAACAUCCACUGGUGACUUGAGCCUAUACUGGGCCGAAUGCUGGAAUCUUGGUUUUGGUUUAUGAUCAUUGUGUAUCGAUCACUAAUCUAGUUAGGAGGCAUCAUAAGCAUGUAUUUCAAGAAAAAGGUAAAAAAAAUUGUGGGGUCUGGAAUCAGAAGUUAACAUAAUCCUUUGUACCUUGCGACAUAAUAGUUCAGAAAGAGUGAACAGUCUCUAUCCCUCAAGCAAGCGGAGAAAGAAAAAAGUGAAAAAACAAAACCAGAUGAGGAAGAUUUGCAGCAUGGAGGUCCAAAGAAUGACUGAGAAGCUAUCAAAGGUGAUGAAGAUGGAAUCAAAGCUUCACUUUGCUUCUCUAGUACUUGUGGAAUGGAACUUGCUUUUGCUGUGCAUCAGAUGACAAGCGCAGUGCCCAGUUUGAUGUCCCAGAUGUAGUAGGUUUAUGAAGUAGAUAAGCUGUCAUCUUCCUUAGAUUACUAAGACUUGUAUCAGCUGUUUAAACCUCAAUAAAAUGUUUGCAAUGAUUUCUUGAUAUGCAGAUGAAUUAUCU